Phragmites australis (common reed) is the source of this 1476-nucleotide messenger RNA. Its product is annotated as serine/threonine-protein kinase-like protein CCR1. Bases 36 to 1172 code for a protein of 378 amino acids. Gene Ontology annotation, cellular component: plasma membrane. The transcript has a single exon. The record is from RefSeq and is a predicted model, not a curated record. Gene Ontology annotation, biological process: protein phosphorylation. NCBI's taxonomy places the organism in Eukaryota, Viridiplantae, Streptophyta, Magnoliopsida, Poales, Poaceae. Gene Ontology annotation, molecular function: protein kinase activity; ATP binding.
GGCUGCUGCAUCGUGACGCUCUAGCCAGCUACGCCAUGCACGACGCGGUCGUGGCCGCCGUCCACCACGCCGUCGUCGCCAGCGCCGCCGCGGCCCUUGUUGCGCUGGCCGUCGCGCUCUUCCUUCUCUGGCGGAAGAGGCUCGUGGCCGCCGCGAGAGCCGCCGACGGUGCCGCUGUCGUCCCCGGUCCAGCGGCUACGACAGCACCUCUGCGGGUGGUCCCGCUCGCCGACGUCGAGCGCGCGACGGACGGGUUCCACCCGAGCCGUGUCAUCGGGCAGGGGAGGCACUUCGCCGUGUACGCGGCGGCGCCCGGGAUCGCCGCCAAGCGCAUGCACCCGCACCUCGUCCUCGGCGACCCAGGCGGGCGCCGGUUCCCCGCCGCGGUCCGCUCGCUCGCCGUGCCGCCCCACCCUAACCUCGCCGCGCUCGUCGGACUCUCCGAGGGCCCAGGCGAGCGCGUCCUCCUCGUCGAGCGCGCCCCCGCCGGCGCCGUCAGCCUCGACAGGGUCCUCGGCGGGGACGACGCCCACCCUCCUCUGUCGUGGCACCAGCGCGCCGCGGUCGCCGCGGGCGCCGCGCGCGGGCUGGCGCACCUGCACGCGCACGGCGUGGCGCACGGCCGCGUGCGGCCGCGCAACCUGCUGGUGAACGCCAACGCCGGCGCGCGCUGGAGGCACGCCACCAGGCUCACCGACUACGGGCUGGCCGGCUUCCUCGACCGCGCCGACGCCCACGCGGAGACCGACGUGUACAUGUUCGGCGCGGUGCUGCUGGAGCUGCUCACCGGGCGGCGCUGGGAUGGCGGCCGGCUGGCGGACUGGGCGCUUCCGCGGAUACGCGCCGGCACCGGGCCGGGCGCGUUGGCGGAGGUGCUCGACGUCGCACGGGCCGGCCCGCCGCGCGACAAGGCUGAGGCGCGGCUGCUGGCGCGUACGGCCAGGGUGGCACUGGCGUGCGUCGGCAACGACGGGCGCAGCCGCCCCGGGAUGGCGGAGGUGUCGGCCAUCCUCAGCGACGUGGAGGCCGCGUACCGGGGCCGCAAAGGCGCGCCAGAAGGCGAGGAGGAGGAGGACGACGGCGACGGCGAUGAGGGGCGUCUGAGUGGGUGUCUUCUUGCCCCGAGCCGGAGCGCGCACAAGGGGGACAAGUUGCUCCGGCUUCCCGUGUGAAUCAGUGAAUGCGAUGUUAAUUCACUGGGGGAGUGAUCAACUGAUUGCUACUAGUAUUUAGCUAGGGUAGGAAAUCUGCUUGCUUGUUUGAACAUGUACACAAUUCUUUGCUGAGGUUCUUUUUUCCUUCUAUUUUUGUAAAAAUUCAGACAAUUCAGUUGCAGUCUUGCAGCAGAUCAUGAGUAGAAUGUACAGGCUAUUUGAGUGUAUGGUGGUUUAAAUAAAUAUGUCCUCGCAAAAAAUAUAUAUAUAUGGGUGGCUUUUCAUGAUCGACCCUGUUUGUAAUGUAGAUUUUUUUUUAGAA